This is a messenger RNA of Caenorhabditis elegans, 1311 nucleotides long. RefSeq names its product Ribonuclease P protein subunit p30 (gene H35B03.2). NCBI's taxonomy places the organism in Eukaryota, Metazoa, Nematoda, Chromadorea, Rhabditida, Rhabditidae. Gene Ontology annotation, cellular component: nucleus. The transcript has 8 exons. Gene Ontology annotation, biological process: tRNA processing. The record is from RefSeq and is marked reviewed. Bases 4 to 1167 code for a protein of 387 amino acids.
AAAAUGUCAGAGAAUAAAACAUCUAUUCGAAAAAAGCACAUGGAAUUCACACCGAUGGUUCCAGAAACAACAUUUCAAUACGCAGAUCUUAGCAUCAAACAUAUUGAUGCCGAAAAUACACUUGCGAUGGUGAGACGAGCUAUCCGAAUGGGCUACGACGCCGUAGCAAUUAAUAUUGAUUUGGGAGAUAUUUCCGAUUAUUAUACAGAACUCGACAUGCUUUGGACACCAGGAAGUCAGAAUAAUGUCGAUGGGGAACCUCCGAAGAAAAAGAAAAAGAAACAACAACGAAAAGAUGAGUUGGCAGAUGGAAUUGCUGGAAUUUUAAAGAAAAAGCUGAUCCCGCCACCGCAUUACGUGGAUGUCAGUCAAUUGAAUACUUCGGAACUCGAAAAACGUGGAAAAGUGUUCCGUCAAUUCAGUAGAAUUACAUUUACUGCAAAUGAGCAAGUAGUUAUCAAUAAAGUUUUCAUUCACCCAACUAUUUUGUCCUACGACAUCGUUGCCGUUCGCCCGGGCGAGCCAUCAGUACUUGACACACUUUCACGAAAAACUGAGCUUUUCGAUAUUAUCACAAUUGAUCAUUUGGAGGAAGAAAGGAGAAAAUGGUUGUCAGUGUCGAAAGUGAUGGAUCGAAUUCGAAACGAUGGAGUUUUCUACGAAAUUGCAUAUGCAGAGAGUUUGAUGCCUGCCACACGGAAAAAUACAUUGUUCAACGGCCGAGUCCUGAUCAGAUCCCUAAAAUCGAAGAACAUAAUCUUCUCAUCCGGUGCUGAAACAAUGCUUGAUCUCCGUUCCCCAGUCGACGUGAUGAAUAUGUCUCUUUUGUGGGGUGUUGCAAAUAACGAAGCACGCAAAAUGAUUUCCGGUUUCCCGAAGAACCUUCUCCUUCAAGCGGAAUGCCGUGGAACUGGAAAUGGAGAUGUUUGUUCGAUGAAGUUGAGUGAUGCAGAAAAAUUGGCAGGAAAUGGAGAAGAAGAAGAGCAGGAUGGAGCUUCUGAAGAGAAGGUUGUUGUUGGAAAAGAAGAAGAAGCCGAGAAAGUGAAAGCUCCACCGAUUGAAGUUAGAAUGAAUCAUUCUCAAUAUCAGGCACUGCUACAGGCAACUAAAAAUGCUAAUGAUAUGAUGAAGAAAAUAAAAGCAUCGAAAGCAGCUUCAUCGUCUUAAUUUACUCUUUUUUGUUAUCUAUCCUUCCGUUCGUCGUUACUUUUGCCACUGUUUUUCAUAUUUAUUCAUUUUUCUGUUGUUGUUGUUCUCAGCCAAUCGGUUUUUAUUUUUUUAAAUUCAAAAUAAACAAUUUAAAGAAUAAAC